AUGCAUAUAAUCCUCAUUAAAUUUGCUCCAAUGUCAUCCCAUCUAGGUAGCCCCGCGCAUUAUAUAUUUGAGCGAAUGAUAUGCAAAUUCCGCAAUUAUCCCACGAUUCCUAAGCAUUUCCUUACUGUCGACAUGGAACACCUGCUCGCUUCCUUCCUAUUUCCUUUCACAAUUCUCCUCUUUAUCUUCAUGGUGAUGUUGAGGAUAUGGAGGAAAUCGAAAACCUGCAACUCGACUCUUAAUUUACCACCAGGACCAUGGAAGCUGCCUUUAAUAGGGAGCUUGCACUGUUUAGCUGGGUCAGUGCUACCUCAUCACACGCUAAGAGACUUGGCCAUGAAAUAUGGACCUCUCAUGCACCUUCAACUUGGUGAAGUUACCAAUAUUGUCAUUUCUUCUCCUGAAACUGCUAAAGAAGUGAUGAAAACCCAUGAUAUCAUAUUUUCUCAGAGACCCUUUAUCCCUUCAGCAAGUCUUGUGAGUUAUAAUUCAACAGACAUCGCAUUUUCUCGAUAUGGAGACUAUUGGAGACAGUUGCGAAAGAUUUGCUCGUCUGAGCUACUAACUGCGAGUCGUGUGAGAUCUUUCAGAUCAAUUAGGGAAGAACAGACUUCAAAAUUCGUUAGAUUCGUUUCUUCUAGGGCUGGAUCCCCGAUAAACUUUAGCAGGAUGAUGGAUUCUUUGACCUUUAGCAUCAUUUCAAGAGCAGCCUUUGGUAAGAUAUGGAAGGGAGAAGAAGAAUUCGUGCCCACUAUGAAGAAACUUGGGGAAACUUUGGGAGAUUUUAAUCUUGCUGAUUUGUACCCUUCCAUCAAAUUGCUCCAAGUGAUUUCGGGGAUGAAGCCUAGACUAAAGAGACUUCAUCAAACGGUAGAUAAGAUAAUCGAGAACAUCGUGAACGAACAUAGAACCAGAAAGGUUAAGGCGAAGUCUGUUGCUGUAGGUGAAGAAGAGGAUCUUGUAGAUGCUCUUUUGAAUAUUCAGGAUAAAGGAGAUCUCGAAUUCCCUCUAACGACGGAGAAUAUCAAAGCAGUCAUUUUGGAUAUAUUUAUUGGUGGUAGCGACACAUCUUCUACACCUGUAGAAUGGGCAAUGUCAGAAAUGCUAAAAAACCCAAGAGUGAUGAUUAAGGCACAAGAAGAGGUGAGGCGAAUUUUUUAUGCAAAAGGAGACAUUGACGAAGCAGGCCUCCAAGAACUUAAUUACUUAAAAUUGGUUAUCAAAGAAACUCUGAGAUUAUAUCCUCCUGUUCCAUUGUUAGUUCCAAGGGAAUGCAGAGAGAGUUGUAUCAUUAAUGGGUAUCACAUACCUGAAAAAUCCAAAGUCAUUGUGAAUGCGUGGGCGAUUGGAAGGGAUCCCAAUUACUGGUCUGAAGCUGAAAGAUUUUAUCCAGAUAGAUUUCUUGAUAAUUCAAUUGAUUAUAAGGGUACCAACUUUGAAUUUAUCCUAUUUGGUGCAGGAAGGAGGAUGUGUCCAGGAAUAUUAUUUGGCAUGGCUAAUGUUGAGCUUCCACUUGCACAAUUUCUAUACCAUUUUGAUUGGGAACUCCCUUGUGGGUUGAAGCCAGAAAAUCUUGACAUGACUGAAGCUUUAAACAUAACGAUGAGAAGGAGAAAUCCUCUCUACGCGAUUCCCAUUCCAUACCUACCGCCACCUGUCGAGUAAAACCUCAAUGGAGAGAUCCCCUCCCUGUAUAUUUUACUUUCUUACCAGCCAAUAAUAAGUAGAUUAAUGUUUAUUUAAUGUUUUACCAUGUUAUUGUUAUCAGUUAUUCUUAAUUUUGUUUUUUGCUUCUCCUCUAUGUUGAGUGAGAAUCGAAUGUAAAUAGAUUAACUUGGCUGGUUCUUUUAUUA
This is a messenger RNA of Hevea brasiliensis (rubber tree), 1853 nucleotides long. Its product is annotated as cytochrome P450 71D9-like. NCBI's taxonomy places the organism in Eukaryota, Viridiplantae, Streptophyta, Magnoliopsida, Malpighiales, Euphorbiaceae. The coding region runs from base 1 to 1665 and encodes 554 amino acids. The transcript has 2 exons. The record is from RefSeq and is a predicted model, not a curated record. Gene Ontology annotation, molecular function: monooxygenase activity; oxidoreductase activity, acting on paired donors, with incorporation or reduction of molecular oxygen; iron ion binding.